This is a messenger RNA of Heterobilharzia americana, 1761 nucleotides long. Lineage: Eukaryota; Metazoa; Platyhelminthes; Trematoda; Strigeidida; Schistosomatidae. The record is from the annotation of a GenBank genome assembly.
AUGGCUAGUUCAGGAAGUCUGGGUCCAAAUACCUACUCUUCUCUUACCUGUUUCAUAUUUUUGUUCAAUGUGAUUGUUGGUACAGGUGUACUAACGCUUCCGGCUGCUUUUCAACAUGCAGGAUGGUUAAUAUCUGUUCUUGUGAUCGUUAUUCUUUGUUUCCUAAGUUUUUUGACAUUUACAUUUGUUAUUGAAGCACUGUCAAUAACUAAUGUGUUGCAAAGAAUGAAGGGUGUUCACACUCCGCCUGAAGAGCAUGGUAGUGGUGAAAGUAUUGCCGGGAAAAUGUCAAGUGAUGUUCUGAGGUUUAGGAUUACUGCUAAUGAUUUUCUAAUUACCGAUAAAUACGAGCUUGGACAAAUGUCAUUAAUUUACUUUGGAAAUUUGGGGAAUAUUCUUUUUUACCUGAAUGUUUGCACGUAUCUUUAUGGCGACCUGGCUAUUUAUUCCACAGCCGUUCCAAAGUCAUUACGGAAUGUUGUUUGUUCUUUUAAUAACUCACGAAAUUCGUCGAUUUCGGAUUUCGACCUUUGCUGGGCUUCAUCGUCGCUUACACGUUUAGAUGUAUACAGGAUAUUUGUUGUUUGUUUUGGAGCAUUCGUUCUUCCAUUUCUAUUUUUCAAUGUCAUUCGUUCUCGAUGGCUUCAGUUGUUGACUGUUUGUCUACGAUGGAUCGGUUUUAUAUUGAUGUUCAGUUUGUCAAUUGAAAGAGCUAUUAUAUUACACAUGCAAAUGAAAACCUCUACAUUUCAACUUUAUUCCUGUGUAUAUUGGAAUCCAUCAAUUUACACUUUAUCUACACAACGCGAACCGAUUCCUAGACCACCAGCUUUUCAACCUCAUAAUAUACCAAGUUUAUUUGGUGUUUGCGUUUACGUGUUCAUGUGUCAUCAUUCUAUACCGGGUAUUGUAACACCUGUAAAAAAUAAACACAAUAUACUAUAUCGAGUAUUUCUCCCCGUAUUUAUUACAGUCCUCUUAUUUAAUCUUCUACUCUCAGGUACAGCUGUGAUUGCAUUUAAUCAUAUUGAAGAUUUGUAUACAUUGAAUUUUACACCUAACAAAGAAUUUAUAGAUAUAUCACAGAUUCCGUAUACAAUAGCAUUAAUAUUUGGUUACUUUCUAUGCUUAUUCCCUGUAUUCGCUUUAACUUCAUCUUAUCCAAUAAUUGGUACUAGUUUACUUGGGAAUAUUUACUCUUUGUGCCACUAUUUCCCAAUAUGUCAAAGUGAUACAGUUCAAAGAAUAUUAAAGUAUACACUACCAUUCAUUGUAUUACUACCACCGUUAUGUAUAGCCUUGAUAACUGAUGAUGUUGGCUAUUUAACUGGUUUCACUGGAGCAAUUUUCGGUUCUGGUAUACAGUAUAUUAUACCAGCUGUAUUAGUAUACAAAGCACGUCAACAAUUCACAAAUUUCAUUUUAUCUCAAAAUGAUAUUAUCGUUACAAUAAAAGGUCGACAGAAUCACUAUGAUGAUAAUGAAUUGACAACUACUGACAAUAAUGAUAUUGUAGUACCAACAUCUAGUUAUAGUAACGCUGCAUUGGCCAAUUCAGAAAAUAAUGAGAUUUACAGUUCAACAGAACAUUUAACAAUGGAACAGUCAGUUUCAGUUAUUGGAAAAUGUUCGCAACACCGCCUAGCAGCUAUUUCAAUGCAUGCCUCGCCUUUCCAGCAUUGUUUCUGGAUAAUAAUGAUUUUAAUAUGGGCUUUAUUUUGUAUUGUGAUUGUUUUAAUUGAUAAAAUACAUCAUGUUUGA